AUGUCGUUCAACAUGGCCCACGACCGCGAUGUCCUCAACGGCAUGACGUACUACGAAGUGCUCAAGCUGGCCAAGACGCACCACGUGCAGAGCACCAAGUACCGCAUGAGCAAGGCUUACAUGAUCAACGCGCUCUUGGGCAUGGACCCCAAGAGCAACGUCGACUACCUCGACUGCGAAGACAAGAUUGCGGCGGCGCACGACUUUCGCCAAGUGCAGGACGAGGUCGAAGAGUACAUCUUCCAGCACGACCUCGGGUCGACGGACGUGCUGUUGAUCUCGUGGAACGAGGCGUCGAUCAGUCACAUUGCGCAGGCGCUCAAGGUGAUGACCAACGCGGUGCCGCACUGGUCCAGCAUGAAGAGCAUGGAGGCGAUGACGCACGAGCAGCUGCUCGACGAGCUCAUGGCGUACCUCUGCUUUGGCAUCGAGCGCGUCGGCCGCGUCAUGGUGAUGCCCGAGACGCCCAUGGAGUGGCUGCUCUUGGGGCAGCGCCUGCGCGACAUCUCGUACGACCGCUUCAUGCAGGACUUUGCGCGCUUCCCCAACGUCUUUCCGCUGGCCACGUUUACGCAGGUGCGCGCGUCGCACUACACGACGCUCCCGAUGCUUCCGAUGCCUCACGGCAUGAAGAGCUUGUUUGAAUGAGUUGGUGACGCCCCGUGCACGAUGCCUGUGUACUGCAACGAGUAACCCUAAUCCAUG
This is a messenger RNA of Saprolegnia parasitica CBS 223.65, 705 nucleotides long. RefSeq lists its product as hypothetical. Lineage: Eukaryota; Oomycota; Saprolegniomycetes; Saprolegniales; Saprolegniaceae. The coding region runs from base 1 to 648 and encodes 215 amino acids. The record is from RefSeq and is a predicted model, not a curated record. The transcript is spliced from 2 exons.